Molecule: messenger RNA, 336 nt
Organism: Vigna radiata var. radiata (mung bean)
Lineage: Eukaryota; Viridiplantae; Streptophyta; Magnoliopsida; Fabales; Fabaceae
Exons: 3
Coding region: 1-336 (111 amino acids)
Source: RefSeq, a predicted model, not a curated record
AUGAAAAUUGUUGAACCAAGAUGUUCUGAUGGAGCAAGAGGACCUGCCGUGGGAUUUAUGAAGAGGCCCUGUAUAUUUGUUGUGAGGGAUGAUCUUCAAGUGUCACCAUUGACAACUACUUCUAGCAUUUCCUUCGUACAAGAGUUGCAUUUGCCAUUGGAUGAUUUUGACGAACAUUUGGUGGAAAUUAAGAACUCACGCGAGGCGCUAAACCUGUUGAGAGCUUCUUUGACAUCUAAAGCUGCUUUGACAGAUAGCCUAUUCUACUUACUGAAGAAAAGGAAAAAGGAAAUGGCUUGUUAUGGUUGGAUUUCGACACUUGCAAGAGAGGAUUAA